Messenger RNA from Phyllostomus discolor (pale spear-nosed bat), 778 nucleotides. RefSeq names its product ER membrane protein complex subunit 6 (gene EMC6). The transcript is spliced from 2 exons. Bases 255 to 587 code for a protein of 110 amino acids. Gene Ontology annotation, biological process: autophagosome assembly; protein folding in endoplasmic reticulum. Gene Ontology annotation, cellular component: endoplasmic reticulum; membrane; EMC complex. The record is from RefSeq and is a predicted model, not a curated record. Lineage: Eukaryota; Metazoa; Chordata; Mammalia; Chiroptera; Phyllostomidae.
CGCAGUCUGGGCCUUCCCAGCAGUCUCUAGAGCAAGAUGGCGCCGUGGGAAUCUGAACCUCAGACUGUUUGAGGGAAGGCCAAGUGACUAUCCGCUGCCGUGUUCCAGGUAACCGGGCGAGCCUGGGCGGGGAAUGCAGACGUGCUCUUGCUCCCCCCGCACCCCGAACUGGCCCGAGCUUGCCCGAGCUUUCAGCCUUCUCAGCAUCUUUUGAAGCUCCGCGAGAAAGCAGAGGCUGAGCCCCGGCGGGUGCGAUGGCCGCUGUGGUGGCCAAGCGGGAAGGGCCGCCGUUCAUCAGUGAGGCAGCUGUGCGAGGCAACGCCGCGGUCCUGGAUUACUGCCGGACCUCAGUGUCAGCGCUGUCGGGGGCCACGGCCGGCAUCCUCGGCCUCACCGGCCUCUACGGCUUCAUCUUCUACCUGCUUGCCUCCAUCCUGCUCUCCCUGCUCUUAAUUCUCAAGGCGGGAAGGAGGUGGAACAAAUAUUUUAAGUCACGAAGACCUCUCUUUACAGGAGGUCUCAUCGGAGGCCUCUUCACCUACGUCCUGUUCUGGACAUUCCUCUAUGGCAUGGUGCACGUCUACUGAAAUGGGGGCAGGGAUGACUUUUUUAAAAAACCAGAUUGGGAAGACUGUUGCCAGAAAUUAACAGCGUGUAGACUUACUUAGUUUUUGAAUUGUUGAAUUCGCUGCUUGUUCUGUAACGUUAUAAAUAACUUAUAUCAGAAGACGAAGAGCUUGUAAUAUUCUUCAGAUUAAAUGAAGCGUGAGACACUUGA